AAUUUCAGGUUUUAGAUACGAAGAAUUCUGAUGUCUUAUAAAGAACAUGGAGUAACAACGAAUGCAAUCUAAACAAACAUCCUUGGCAUCAAUGGCGGUGCUAAUUUUAGCUCAGCCAUGGCGGAUUCACUAUUUUUACCCUUCUUCCCUUAAUUUCAUUCAACAAGAAAAACAAAAACAAAAUUAUUUGCACAUAAUCAUCGUCUUCCUGUUUCUUCCAUCUUGGAUCACAAGAGAGGGACGCCAUGCCUUCUCCUCGUGAAGCAGAAGAACAACCCAAAACAGAAACGGGUCAUGCGUCCUCUGAACCGGAAACCCGGCAACCACCGGCUCCUCCGCCGCAGCCUCAACCGGAAAACCACCAUCCGUCGCAACCCCCGGUGAUGGGCUACCCGAAUUACCCGAACGGACCGUACAACACACACUACGUACCUUAUGGACAAGCUCCACCUGCAUCAUAUUAUGGGUCGCCGCCGUCGCCCUCGCCGUACAUGACCUAUCAAUACCAGGCUAACCGGAGCUCCGCCGCAUCCGCCGGAUUCGUCAGAGGAAUCCUCACCGGACUCAUAAUCCUCGUCGUCAUCCUCUGCCUGUCCACCGUCGUGACCUGGCUCGCUCUCCGACCCCAACUCCCGAUUUUCUCGGUGACCCAUUUCACCGUGUCGGGGUUCAACGCGAGUCAACCAGAUUUCACCGCUCAGUGGACGGCGAAUCUCACGGUGGAGAAUCCGAACACGAAGCUGGGAGCGUACUUCAACCGAAUCCAAGGGCUCGUGUACCACCAGAACUCCGUCGGCGAGGACGAGUUCCUAGCGAUGGGGUUCUUCACGCCGUUGCACUUGGAGACGAAGAAGACGGUGGAGAUCGGAGAGAGGUUUACGGCGGGGGAGAAGGAGGAGCCGGAGGUUCCGCCAUGGGUGGCGGAGGAGAUGAUGAAGGAGAGGGAGGGUAGUGGAACGGUGUCGUUUAGCCUGAGAAUCGCUGUCUGGGUGACAUUCAAAACGGAGGCUUGGGGAGAGAGAGAGCGAGGGCUUAAGGUAAUUUGUGAUAAGUUGAAGGCUGGUUUUGAUGGUGGCUCUGGAAACGGCGCCGUUUUGUUGCCCAAACCUUUGCCUUGCUUCAUUUACCUUUGAUGAUUGAUUAUUAUAUGAUAAAUGUGACAAUACUCCCCCUUUUUUGUGUUUGUUAUGGAAUAUUCGGAUUUAGUUUUAGAUGGAAUGGAUUUCAGACGGUAUAUACUAUAUACAUAUAUACGUGUUUUGU
Messenger RNA from Tarenaya hassleriana, 1263 nucleotides. RefSeq names its product protein YLS9. Bases 246 to 1133 code for a protein of 295 amino acids. The record is from RefSeq and is a predicted model, not a curated record. Gene Ontology annotation, biological process: defense response to other organism. The transcript has a single exon. Lineage: Eukaryota; Viridiplantae; Streptophyta; Magnoliopsida; Brassicales; Cleomaceae.